This is a messenger RNA of Lichtheimia ornata, 3003 nucleotides long. RefSeq lists its product as uncharacterized. The record is from RefSeq and is a predicted model, not a curated record. The transcript is spliced from 5 exons. Lineage: Eukaryota; Fungi; Mucoromycota; Mucoromycetes; Mucorales; Lichtheimiaceae. Bases 1 to 3003 code for a protein of 1000 amino acids.
AUGAGGCAUUUGUUCCACAGUAAAGACCACAAGCAGAACCAAUCGCUUCGACUUCAAAAGGAACUGCAAAAGGAGGAGGAGACACUCUGGAAGAUUGAACAAGAGAAGCGAAAGUUGCAAGAGGAAUUGGACAUGAAAAUGGCAAGGAAGCUGCAAGAGGAAAUGGAGCAUCGUGAACAGGAUCCCCAACGACAAGAGCAGCAACAGCAACCUGAAUUGACUGAUGAAGAAGUUGCACGACGUUUGCAAGAGGAACUGAACCGAGGACAAUCACCAACACACGAUGCUUCACCUUCACCUUCGCCUGCACCAGCACCAGCAGCACCCCCUCCACCAGUGGAUACACGUUCUAAUCAAGAGCUCUCUGAUGAACAAUAUGCAAGGAUGCUACAAGAACAAUUUGAAGCUGAGGAACGGCAAGCACAAGAACAGCGUGGAUCUUCUUCCUCUCCAGCUUUACCUCCACGUACAUUGUCAUCAGAUAACACGACGCCAUCCUCGUCAAUUGCUCCACCACCAUUACCAUCCAAGCCAGUUGCAUACAAUCAUUCGACUCAUUCUUUGGGUCAUGGCUCCACAUCUCGUCCACCAUGGAUCAAUCACGCGAGCAGCAGUUCCACAAGUAGCAGCAUCAAUCUUCCCGAUCAACCAGUAACACAACAACCACCACCACAACCACAAAGUUAUCCAUCAACAUCUUCUUCUUCUUAUCCUCCUCAACCUCAACCUUCGCAACCUCAACCUCCUCAACCAGCUAGCCCUGUUGCACAUACAGUGUAUAGUAAUGCAUCAAUACCACCUCCAUAUCAACCACCGGCAACAUCAUCAACAGGUUAUCCACCUUAUCCAUCUUCACCUUCACAACAACAACAACAACAACCCCAAUGGGCAGCUUAUCCUUCACCAACACCACAUCCACAGCAAUCUUAUCAUACGCAACCUCCUUCUUCUCCGGCUCAGCAACAUCCACAACAACCUUAUCCUACGCAGCCUCCUCCUUCUUCGCCUGCUCAGCAACAUCCACAGCAAUCUUAUCAUUCGCAGCCUCCUUCUUCGCCAGCUCAGCAACAACAGCAUCAUCCUAUUACUCAACAACAAGAGCCAUCCACGGCUACCAUGGGAUCAACCCUUUUCUCACCAAAGAAUGAUCCAGUCAUGUUCAUUGUGCCACCCGCUCAACAACCAACCCAGCAACAAGACGCAUCUCAACAUCCAGCUUUUAUGCCAAUGCCAGCUCCUGAAGAUCACCAACGUACCAUGUAUCCUCCUCAGCAGCCAUCUAAUCCUGUAAAUCAGCCACAACAGCAGCCACAGCAACCAUAUCCACAGCAACAGCAGCCACAGCAACCAUAUCCACAGCAACAACAGCCACAACAACAACAGCCAUUGGAUGAAGAGUAUCGUUCUGUCAAACCCGCUCAAUCAUCAUCGUCAAGAAGAGUACGAGAUCCUACACCUCCACCUAGUCGCUCUACUACUCGUGCAUCAGCAGGUUCAGCCAACAAGAGUGAUACAAACCCAUUUGCUGAUAGUUUCGCUGCUGAGGUGUCAGAGGGUGAAUCGUCAUCAGAGGAAGAGGAAGAGGAAGAGGAAGAAAGGUCGACCCAUAAGGAUGAGGAUGCACCUACUAUCACCAAAAAAGUUGGCAAGGACAACCAACAACAACAACAACAACAACAACAUGCAUUUGAUCCUUCUCGAUACUUUGAUGAAGAGGACCUUGUGGAUUUGAAUGCACCAGCUCAUCAUGAUGAUGACGAUGAUGAUGGUAGUUCAGAUGAUGGUAGCUAUGUGGGACCCGUGUCAUCCAAACCUGCAGUGGAGAUGGCUGUGCAAACCGAACCUGUCAGCGCUGAAAAGGAUCUUGAAUCAAAGGCAAAUGAGAAUGAGGUAGAUGCGGUCAAGGAUGCUGGUGUGGAUAGCAAAGGUAUCCAGGCAACCCAAACAACAUCAUCGAAUGAAAAGGCAAAGGACAAACCGGUUGUUCCUGAAGAAUCGCUUUUGGACAUUGAUCUUGAACCAACACCCGUACAACGACAUGAACCUAGAGCACGUGCGAUAUCGAAUGUGGAUACGAAGGCUGAAAUUCAACGACGACUUGCUGAACAAAUGAAGAAAUCUUCGGCUACAAGAGUGGAUCCAACAUUUGGUAUUAGCAUGGGACCACCUCCAGCUGCAGCAAGGAGACGUGAUGAUUCCGAUAAAACACAAGAGGAAGAGGAAGAGGAACGAGCUAAAGACGACAAAGUCCAAGAGACUCUUGAACAUCAAGAAUCCAUGCAUUCACUUACACCUGGACCAUCCAUGUUUUAUCACCAUCAUCGUUCGCAAUCAGCAAGUGUUCUUGUUCCUCCAGGCACAGGUCAUAUUCCACAAGCGACACCUUACAUGAAUCAUGCAGCAUAUGAUGAUAUGGCAUACACACCAACACCCGUCGUCUAUCCCGCAAAUGUGUUGAGAGCAGGUGCACCGCCAACCAUGAGCCCAGAACCUAAUGAAGCAGGGUUAGCUACAAUGGACAAUACGUAUGAAGUGCCAUCAAACGAAUAUGGUUAUUAUCACGUGGAUAGCAAUGGAUACCCUACCAAGGAUGACAGCGAUGCCAAGUCAGUUAAAUCCAACAUGACAGCGAAUCCAAAGGAUAAGGCUCUCCCAAAGAUACCCAAGAGUGACCCUAACCACCGACACAUUACUGUGCCAAGUGUUAACCCUGGUCAAAGGGUAUGGAUCCGGCUUAAUCCAACCGACACUGGCAAAGCACUUGCACAACGCAUUCAUGUCGUCGCUACCUACAAAUCUCGCAAGAUUCUUUCCAUCAAGACUACGAGUGGACGUGUGAUCCCAUUGGAUGAUACACCUGUGUUUGAUGAUUGGACUGAGAUUGCAAAUCUCGAAGAUGGCGCUCCUUGGGAAGUUGAAUGGGGCCAACUCGACGAUCCUUUUAGUGGUGGAAGGGCGCUAAUCAAGUCAAUCAAGGCUAGCUUGUUGGCAGGCAAAGACUGA